Messenger RNA from Aureobasidium melanogenum CBS 110374, 1533 nucleotides. RefSeq lists its product as uncharacterized. Gene Ontology annotation, molecular function: hydroxymethylpyrimidine kinase activity; phosphomethylpyrimidine kinase activity; thiaminase activity. The record is from RefSeq and is a predicted model, not a curated record. Lineage: Eukaryota; Fungi; Ascomycota; Dothideomycetes; Dothideales; Saccotheciaceae. Bases 1 to 1533 code for a protein of 510 amino acids. Gene Ontology annotation, cellular component: cytosol. Gene Ontology annotation, biological process: thiamine biosynthetic process. The transcript is spliced from 11 exons.
AUGGCAAAUGCAAGACGAAUUCUUAUCGUCGCAGGAUCUGACAGCUCAGGUGGCGCAGGCCUCGAGGCCGACCAAAAAGUCAUUGCGGCUCAUGGCUGUUAUGCUAUGACUGCAACUACAGCUUUGACCGCGCAAAACACUCAAGGCGUUACCGGUAUCCACGAAACACCAUCAGAAUUUGUGAAGAAAUGUAUCGACGCCUGCGCUGAAGAUGUUGGAAUUGAUGUAGUCAAGACUGGCAUGUUGGCCUCUGCGGGCACCAUUCAGGUUGUUGCAGACGCUUUGAGAAAGUACAAGCCCGCAUGCAGCAUUGUUGAUCCGGUCAUGGUCGCGACGAGUGGAGCAAGGCUUCUCAAGGAGGAUGCUAUCAAAACACUCUGCGCAGAACUCCUGCCUGUUACAGGCCUAAUCACGCCCAAUAUUCCGGAAGCACUCCUGUUACUCGAAGAAUCUGGUAACGAGAUUGAUGAGAUCAAGGAUCUGGAAGGCAUGAAGCAAUUGGCGAAGGCUGUUGCUGACUUGGGUCCCAAGAGUGUGCUGAUUAAAGGUGGACACAUCCCUUUGAAGAAGAACUAUGAGGUUGCUACCACCGACGAUGAGAAACAGGUAUUGGUCAACGUGCUCUACACGGACGGAAACUUCUGUGUCUUCGAGUCAAAGUACCAAGUUGCAAGAAACACUCACGGCACGGGAUGCUCGCUUGCUUCUGCAAUUGCCUGCAACGUCGCAAAUGGCCUUAGCAUGGAACGAGCAGUACGUGCUGCUGGUCGCUAUGUCGAGGCUGGCAUCAAGACCAGUGUCGAUCUUGGUAAAGGCGCUGGUCCAAUCAACCACUUUCAUUCACUCAACGUCAUGCCAUUCCCACCCGGCGGCUUCGUGGACUGGUUGUUAGAGCGUGCGGAUGUUCAGCAAGUCUGGAAGGAGUUCACACAGCACGAUUUUGUUGAGAAGAUGGGCGAUGGUACGCUGCCCGUAGAGAGAUUCAAGUUCUACAUGGUCCAAGACUACCUCUAUUUGACGCAAUUUGCUAGAGCAAAUGCACUCGCCGGCUACAAAGCAAAGACCCUGGAGGGUGUUGCGGCAUCCGCCAGUAUCGUCACGCAUAUCCAUACCGAGACCAAGCUCCACGUAUCCGAAUGUCUCGAGCUAGGCGUCACAAUGGACGAAUUACGCAACUCAGAGGAGCAUCAAGCCUGCACAGCAUACAGCAGAUACAUCCUCGACAUUGGUGCAUCAGAAGACUGGCUUGCCCUCCAGAUAGCAAUGUUCCCCUGUCUUCUCGGCUACCACCACAUUGCUAAGCGUCUCUCGUUGCUCCAAGAUCCCUCUGCGCCUAAGAAUGCAAAUCGCUAUCGUCAGUGGAUUGACAACUACAUUGCUGACGACUACACUCAAGCUGUUGGCAAGGGCACUGAAUUGGUCGAGGGACAUAUCUUCAAACAAUCUCCCUCCAGGAUUGAAGAGUUGGUCCAGAUUUUCAUCCACGCAACCAAGAUGGAGUGUGGAUUUUGGGACAUGGGAAUGGGUGCCUAA